Glycine soja is the source of this 3358-nucleotide messenger RNA. RefSeq lists its product as uncharacterized. Lineage: Eukaryota; Viridiplantae; Streptophyta; Magnoliopsida; Fabales; Fabaceae. The transcript has 6 exons. The record is from RefSeq and is a predicted model, not a curated record. The coding region runs from base 353 to 3106 and encodes 917 amino acids.
AUUUGAUCCCUCCACGAAGACCCAACCCAAGUGGCACACCCCUCUCUUUCGCUCUCUCAACAAUCGCAGAUUUUUCAUUUUUCUCCCACUUUUCUUGUAUCUCACUCUCACUCUCAACUCUCAGAUCUUCUUUACAUUUCCAUGCUUUAGUUAUUUUCUCGGAGGAAUAGAGAGGCAGAGCAACUAAGGGUUGUGUUGCCCCUUUUCAGAAAUUGUUGUAUUAAUACCAAAAAGUAUGUGCAUUGGAUAAUGGGUCUAUGAAAAUAACUCAAAAAAUUGUUACUUUCAACGCAAUUGUGGUUGCUGAUUCUCGUGCAGCAAGGAGCUCUUUCAUUUUGAAAAUGGGGCUCUGAUGUCUGGAAAACGAGAAAUGGAGAUGGAGAAAAAACGUUCCAAAGGAAGCUUCCUCAGCUUGUUUGAUUGGAACUCCAAAUCUCGAAAGAAGCUGGUCUGGAACGAUCCUGAGGUUCCAAAGCAAGGGAAGGAAAAUGUGGAGAACUUACCGAAGUCACAGCUCACUAGGAAAAAGGUGGAUGAAAUUGGAGAAAGUCCAAGUAACAUUCAAAGUUGUGAUUUCGACAGCACCCUUUCAAUUUGUAGUGAUGAAGGAUGUGGGAGUAAAGCCCCUGGGUUAGUAGCAAGACUCAUGGGUUUGGACUUGUUGCCAGCUGCGGCAGUCACUGAGCUCUCCUGCACUUCAUUGUAUGGCUCUAAAUCUCAUGGAGCUUCUCAUUGUAAUGAGGGUGCUCUUCACUCAGCGGAUGACUUUUGCCCUGCAGACUACAUAAACACACUGCUUAAGCCAGAGAAGUCUUCUUUGGAUGCCAUGGAAUCAAGGGCACGAAAAGUGGAAAGCCUUCCAAUAAAGAGAUUUCAAACUGAAAUGUUGCCUCCAAAGUCAGCUAAAACCAUUCCAGUUACUCACAAUAAACUGUUGUCUCCUAUCAAGAGUCCUAGUAUUCUGCCACCAAAAAAUGCAGAUCACGUAAUGGAGGCAGCUGCUAAGAUAAUUGAGGCAAGCCCUCGGCCAUAUUUGAGGAAUAGAACAACAUCAACCGAGCCUUCAUCUGUUCCCUUGAGAAUUCUCAAUUUGAAAGAGAGAUUUGAAGCUGCACAAUAUGCAUCCAUGCCUGGAAAGCUUGUGAAUCUGAGCAAUGCCUAUCCUGCAAAUGGCAGGCUUAGUGAGAGGAACAGUAAUUUGUAUAAAUGCACUUCAGCAGUCAAGGGUUCAAGAGGUUCAGAAAAGAAUAGUUCUUGCCAUUUAGCCAGUAAAGGAAAAUCAGUUUCACUUACAGCCAAAAACAAUGCUCAUAGUAGAGAUACAUUGAUUUCAAAUGAUGAUAUUCCAUGCAUGAAACAGAAAGAGAAGAAUGAGAUAAAGUCAAAUCAACUCUCAAGGAGCCACAAACCUAGUACACAAAAAACUAUGCAGCAGAGGCCUUGCUCAAGCCGGAAUAGCAAUGUGCUUGGGCAGAACAAUCAAAAGCAAAAUAGCAUGACUGCCAAGGGUAAAUCAACUUCAAAAAUAGAUUCUAAUAAGCUAACAACACGAGCUUCAUCUUCAGAAACUUCUGGAAUAAGGAAGACAACGAACAAGGGUACUAUAACUGCAAAUAUUCAACCUAAAAGGUCAAGCACUAGGGCAACUGACAACCAAAAGCAGUUUUCAAGAUCCAAAACAGUGAGUAUUUCCCAGAAGAAAAAGAUUAGCAAAGAUGUUCAUGAGGGAAGAGGUCCUGAUAAUGCAGUAAAUAAUUUUGGAAGUAAGUCCAUUAAAUGCAAUUUUACGACGGAUGGAAGUUUUGAUCAGGAUGCAUUUAACAUGAUAGAAAGCAAGGAUGUUAUUUCAUUUACAUUUACAUCUCCCUUGAGGAGAACUAUGCCUGAGUCAUCAUCCUCUACCGAGCAAGUGAUGGGAACCAGAAAUAGAAUUGAUGUCAACUCUCUUGGGCAUAGUGAUAAUCUUUAUCCCAAAAAAUUAUCAUUAUCUCCGCCAGGGCAACCUAUGAUAGAUAGUGAUGCUUUAAGUGUCCUGUUGGACAAAAAGCUGCAAGAAUUGGCAUCUAGAAUUAACUUACCUCAAUGUACCUUGGCCAGAGAGGGGUCUUCUACUGGUUUGAGAUCUAGUGUGCAAGAUCAAGUUCCCAGUGUGUCAAGCACCACGCCUAAGGAACAAAACAAAAGCUUUUGCAGUGACCUGUCUAGUGAUAAACUGGAUAGCAUGCAUAACUCUCAUUAUUGUUCAAGUGAUGAUCCAGUGCUUAACAUGAAUCAGCAACUGCAGACAUCAGAAGUAAGUGAAGAUCCUAGCUGCAGUAGCAACAGUGAAAGAGGAAAUGAUCUAGUUUGUUGGCAUUCCACUGCUGUUGCAGGUUUUGAAACUCCUUUUGUCUGCGAAAGUUACUUGGAUAGUGAAGACAGUGCAUAUGGCAGCACAGUUUAUUCAUCCACACAAGAUGAAGAAGUAUCUAGUUUUUCCCAGAUAAGCGAACCUGUAUCACUUGAAAGUGAGGUGAAAGGGUCAGAGGAAAGCUCUUCCCCAUUGGGGGGCGGAAAAAUGACCAUCAAACAAAUAAGUGAAAUAUCAAAUUCUGUUGAUUUUAAAAGAUCAAGGAACACGGUACUUGAAUACGUACAUGAUAUUCUUUGCAAUGCAGAGUUCAUGGCAGAAGAAUUUGUCAUGGGUCAAACAAGUGCACUCAUAAUGCCAAAUGUCUUUGAUCUGUUGGAGAAUCAGCAUUAUGGAACAGAAAAUUUCGGAGAAGAGUACUCUAUGCUUGAAAGGAAGGCUAUAUUUGACUGUGCGAGUGAGUUGCUGGAGUUGAGAUGUAAGGAAGCUUUUGUUGGAACAUGCAAAGCAUGGUCUGGAUGGAUGAUGUUAAUUCAGAGGAAGAGCUGGAUGGCAGAGGAACUGUACAAGGAAUUGCUGGGUUUUAGAAGCAUGGAAGAGGUAAUGGUGGAUGAGCUUGUCACCAAGGACAUGAGCUCUGGAUGUGGGAAAUGGCUUGACUUUGAUGUUGAAGCAUUUGAAGAGGGUUUAGAGAUUGAGGGGGACAUACUAUCUCAUUUGAUUAAUGAAUUGGUUUCAGAUUUGUUACUUGUCUAAACCCCUCCCUAAGUGGCUUCCAUUUUUUGCAAUGUAUAUCAUGAGUGUGAACAAAAGGAUUGGUAUCAUUAAAAUUCUUAAAAAGAAACGCGGAAGCGUCCGUAGAAUAUAAUUUAAUCAAAUCCCCUUUAGUGUUUUCCAUUUUACAGUAAUAUUUUUAUGACUUUUUAGCAGUAGAAUUCCUGUUGAAUGGUGAGUGUUAUUGCAUUGGAAAAUUUAUAUGCUGAAAGUUAAUGAAGUUCCCUUUUCAGA